This is a messenger RNA of Rubroshorea leprosula, 591 nucleotides long. The record is from the annotation of a GenBank genome assembly. Lineage: Eukaryota; Viridiplantae; Streptophyta; Magnoliopsida; Malvales; Dipterocarpaceae.
CUAUAGGUGGGGUGUGGUCGAAAUGAGCUUGGCUAGAGAGGAAGGGAAGAUCGCCUACCUUUUGCACAGAAUUGUGGUUAGGAGGGAAUGAGUGGGGAGGUGCGUGGUGUUUAGAAGGUGUCCAAAGGAAGGACCUGGCUUUGUUGGAGACAAAUGGAGUGUCGAGGAGAGCCGAGGGCAGUUUGGUUUAGGAUGGAGAAAGAAGGAUUCUGCAAAAUUAAAUUGGAGAAUGUUGAUUUUGCAGUAGGCAAAGGAGGUGAGGGUAGUGGAAAAUCUAGGACCAAGCCAUGGAAGCGUAUGGCAAGGGAGCAAGGGGCUUCGGUGAAUGCAAGUGUUGGAGGUAGUCUAGAGGGUAAGAGGCAGAGUUUGAUCUUUAACGAAGAAGUGCCAGUCUUCUAGUUGGGUUUUCUUUGAGAAUGUAUCGUGGUUUUGAGGUUCCAGAAUCUCCUUAAACUACUUAUUUAGGUUUUUAAACCCACAAUAAAAUAAUAAAUCUUAGCAGAACUGAGCGGGAAUUAAUGACAGUUGUAAAAUAUUUUGGUUAUUAGACUUGUAAUUUUUGAUAUUUGCUAAUGAAGUUUCCCCUUCUAU